GGUAACACACCCUCUUCCGGCCAACUCAUCUGAACUCUGCUGUCAGUUCAAAUGUGUCACUUUUUGUCAAUCAGUCAAAUAAUCAAUCGCUUCACUUUAAAAUAGACCGAAGUUAAAGAGUGAAGACAACAGGCAAAAUGGUGUUGCUGACGAUGAUCGUUCGUGUCGCCGACAGUCUGCCACUUGCUGCAUCUAUGCAAGAAGACGAGCAGUCUGGGCGAGACUUACAGAAGUAUCAGAGUCAAGCCAAGCAGCUUUGCCGAAAACUGAACGAUCAGAGUCCUGCACGGUGCACUUUAGAGGCAGGAGCCAUGGCCUUUCACUACGUCAUUGAGAAAGGAGUGUGUUACUUGGCCUUAUGUGAAGCUGGAUUCCCCAAGAAACUGGCGUUUGCUUAUCUGGAGGAUCUGGAGGGAGAAUUCAGUGAGCAGUAUGGGACAAAGGUCCCUUCAGUGUCACGGCCAUACUCUUUUAUCGAAUUUGACACAUACAUUCAGAAAACCAAAAAGUCUUACAUCGACAGCAGAGCACGAAGAAAUCUGGGCAGCAUCAAUACAGAGUUACACGAUGUGCAAAGGAUCAUGGUUGCUAAUAUAGAGGAAGUGCUCCAGCGUGGAGAAGCGUUAUCUGCCUUGGAUUCAAAAGCAAGUAAUCUGUCCAGCCUGUCAAAGAAGUACCGCAGCGAUGCUAAGUAUCUCAACACACGGUCCACCUACGCUAAAGUCGCUGCCGGCGCUGUGAUUUUAAUCACACUCAUUGUUUAUGUGCGUUUCUGGUGGCUGUAAAUGUAUGUGACAAAUUUAAGCAGAAACUCAGGGCCUCACUCACAAAAAUGGUUCAGACUCCAGAGAGUCUGUUCUGGCCUUAAGAUUGUGUCUGAGACACUGAAUGUAGUUGUCAAUGACGUUUUGUCAAGUUGUCUUUUUACAGCAGCACCUUGCUUUAUUUAUAACAUAUAUCAGUGGUUGGUGUUAAUGAUGUAGUUGUUGCCUUGUCUGUGUUCAGGAUGUUGAUAACAGAGCUAUGCAAAGUAUAUGUGGAGUUUAUUGGAAAUUACAUCUAUAUCUGGUGAAAAAAUGUUGAUGCAGCUUUCUUGGGACAGAUUUUAAGUCCCCACUUUGUCAAUAUUUUUAAUUUCUGAUUUAUAUGUAAAAUGUGAAAGUGCUUUUCUAGGAACAAAGUAAAUUCAGACAAUUGAA
Messenger RNA from Labeo rohita (rohu), 1199 nucleotides. RefSeq names its product SEC22 homolog B, vesicle trafficking protein a (gene sec22ba). The record is from RefSeq and is a predicted model, not a curated record. Gene Ontology annotation, molecular function: SNAP receptor activity. Gene Ontology annotation, biological process: vesicle fusion with Golgi apparatus; retrograde vesicle-mediated transport, Golgi to endoplasmic reticulum; endoplasmic reticulum to Golgi vesicle-mediated transport. Gene Ontology annotation, cellular component: ER to Golgi transport vesicle membrane; Golgi membrane; endoplasmic reticulum-Golgi intermediate compartment. Bases 138 to 785 code for a protein of 215 amino acids. Lineage: Eukaryota; Metazoa; Chordata; Actinopteri; Cypriniformes; Cyprinidae. The transcript is spliced from 5 exons.